UCGCCUCAGCAUCCGCACCAUUUGUAGGAGGUACUAUUGGGGCUAUCGAUUGCACUCAUGUGUCAAUCAUGAGCCCAAAGCAUCAUGAAGAAGCGUAUGUCAACCACCAUGGAUACCAUUCUAUCAAUGUGCAAAUGAUAUGUGAUCCAAAUCUAAAGAUUUUGGCUGUCAAUGCUAAAUACCCAGGAGCGCGACACGAUUCAUUUAUUUGGAGCUCCUCUGCAGUCCGGAGAGUUAUGCAGCGAAGUUUUGAAAAUGGAAACCAUAACGUGUUUUUGAUUGGUGACUCAGGAUAUCCUUUGGAGCCGUGGUUGAUGACUCCUCUACCAAACCAACCAGAAGGGAGUCCUAAAUUCCGCUACAAUGAGGCAUUGUGCAAAGCUCGAAACCCAGUCGAGAGACUUUUUGGCGUUCUCAAAGGAACUUGGCGAUGCUUAUCUCAGCAAAGGACUCUUUUGUAUGAUCCUGGAUUUACUGGAAAAGUAGUAAAUGCUUGCACAGUGUUGCAUAACUUGCGAUUGGGUGACCAAACAUACGAUCCCGAGACUGAGUUCCUAGAGCCAAGGACACAUAGCAGUAAUGUAAAUCAAGACGCGCCGUCUUCAACAGCAAAACGCGUCCAAGACCGGCUAAUUGCAAAUUAUUUUACAUGAAUAAAACGUUGAUUAAUAAAAAUUCAGAAGGAGUACAAUAAAAUUAUUUUGGCAUUUUA
Molecule: messenger RNA, 712 nt
Organism: Rhagoletis pomonella (apple maggot)
Lineage: Eukaryota; Metazoa; Arthropoda; Insecta; Diptera; Tephritidae
Product: putative nuclease HARBI1
Exons: 3
Coding region: 69-653 (194 amino acids)
Source: RefSeq, a predicted model, not a curated record